AUGGCGUCCUCUUCGACGUCCAAGGCCUCGCACCAACCGCUGUACGCGUUCGCGCUCCCCUCCGAGCUCGUCAACGACCUGCGCGUGCGCAAGCUCGUCAUCCCCGAAUCGCACCCACUGCACCCCUCCCAGGCCUUGGUCAAGUCGACGCCUUCGUCUACACCUACACCGAAUCGCCCACCUCGAGCGGACCAACUCUCCAUCACGGCCGGCAACUUCACCUGUGCUCUGACCGGCGCGAGCUUCAACGACCUUCAGGGGCUCAAGGACCACUACAAGACCGACUGGUACAGGUACAACGUCAAGCUCAAGCUGCAGGGCAAACCGACCCCGGUCAGCGAACAUGACUUUGCCCAGCUCGUCGAAGGUGAGCGCACCUUUCACCGAGAAUACCGAGAAAUGUCGUCAUCGACGAGCGUGGACGGAGACCGCUGACGUUCGCGUUUCAUCCCGACAGCCCUUUCCGCUUCCAUUUCGGGAUCAGAGUCCGAAUCAACCUCGGAUGAUGACGACGAUGCCUCCUCCUUCUCAUCGUCCAAUGCCGUCUCGCGACUCGUUCGCAAGCAGCGCCUCGAAUCGCCUGCGAACGGCGAAGCCCUCGACCCGCUCGACGACCCUCGUCACCUCAAUGGACCUCGUUCAGCCCUCAUCUGGUUCGAGGCACCCAACGCAUCGCCUGGAACCCAGUACGGUAUCUAUCGAGCGGCCCUUCCCUCCGCAGGUGGACAGAAGAAGCACCAAGACGGCCUCGACGGAUUGGACGAGCUCAAAUUUUCGCAACUUGUCGAACCCGUCGGGAGCAAAGGCAUCUACUCGACCAAGGACGGCAAGGACAGGAGAUGGACCUUGUUGAUGUUUGGGGGAGGGCACUUCGCUGGUAUGGUCGUCAGUGUCGUGCCGAGGUUGGUCAGCAAGGGUAAAGGCAAGGAGAAGGAGAAGGAGGUCGUCGUGCUCGAGAAGAAGACGUUCCAUCGCUACACGAGUGAGUGUGGAUCUGUUGCGUCGAAAACUCAGGCUUUGUGCUUAACCGAUUUCUCCAUCUCGCAGCUCGCCGAAAGCAAGGUGGUUCGCAGUCUGCGCAUGAUGGUGGCAGCGGCAAAGCCAAAUCCGCCGGUGCGCAGAUUCGGCGACACAACGAGACAGCUUUGACAGAGGUGAGAUUGGGAUGUUGCCAAAAAAAACCCCCGGUUCAUCGGCUAACGACGGCUUUCGUCUUUUCGUCUUGCACUUUGACAGGAAGUGCGCGAGUUACUGAGCGGAUGGAGGGAGCACAUCGAGGGGAGUGAACUCGUCUUCCUGCGAUGUAGCAAAGCGAACUACAAAACCUUUUUCGAUCACGACGAAGCGCCAAUACAGAGAGGUAAGCCAUGUUGUGACUUUGCUUAUUCCAGAUUGACGAUGUCAUUUACUCUUUGUUCGCACUAUCAUCGCAGGUGAUCCUCGAAUCCGAGGGUUCUCAUUCCCGACUCGCCGACCGACAAUCAACGAGCUCGUUCGCGCCUUCACCGAGCUCACGCGGGUCAAGGUCUCGCACCUCACCUCGGACGCGUUGGCCCAACUCGAUGCCGACUAUCUCGCAUCCAUCACCCCACGCCCGACCCCAGUCGUAUCGAAACCUAAACUUUCCCUAACCGACUCCAAGCAGAAGCUACUAGGACCUUCGAAAUUGACCAAGGAGGAAGAGCUCGAACGCGACCGAUGGGAACGAUGCAUCGACAUGGUCAAGAGGGGCAAGAUCGAAGCCCUUUCUGUCUUCUUGGACAAGUAUGGCCCCGAACUCGAGUCGAGUUCGGGUGGUGGUCAGAACGUUUGGGGCUCGUUGCCGGAAUGGAUGGCCGAGUCCAGGUCACUGCCGACGCUCUUGCACAUCGCUAGCGCGAGCGAUCAAGCGGAGAUGGUCAGAUGGCUGUUGGUGGAGAAGCGUGCCGAUCCAACUCUCCGACCUUCGACGAAUCAGCGCCCACCCGUCGUAUCCGAAGGUGAAGACGAAACGGAAGAUACAACGGCGGCAUCGACGACGACGAAGCGCCUGCAAACGCCUUACGAGCACGCUCCUUCGCGCACGACUCGCAACGUUUUCCGAGGAGUGAUGGCCGAGCAUCCUGAAUGGUGGGACUGGGCGGGGACGUCUGUGGGAGGUGCCCGUGUUCCUUCGGCUUUGGACGAGCAGAAGGAGUCGGAGAAGGAUCAGAAAGCUAGGGAGAGGAGGGACAAGCUGAGGGAGAAACAGAAGGAGCGUGAUGCGGCCAAAGGGCUGAUCGAGAAGAGGAAGAAGGACGAGGAAGAUCGGGUGCUGGAGGAGGCCAAGGAGAAAGCUAGGAAGGAGGCGGAGAGGAGGGGGAUUACGCCGGCGGCCAAUAAAGGGCCUCAGAGGCUGGGAGGUGUGGGAGGAGGGAAGCAAGCGCCUCCUGGGGCCGAUCUGAGUGAGGUACAGAGGAUGAGGGUUGAGAGGGAGGCCAGGGCCAGGGCCGCUGAGGCCAGGCUAAAGCCCCUGGGGCGAUAG
Molecule: messenger RNA, 2503 nt
Organism: Microbotryum saponariae
Lineage: Eukaryota; Fungi; Basidiomycota; Microbotryomycetes; Microbotryales; Microbotryaceae
Source: the annotation of a GenBank genome assembly